Onychostoma macrolepis is the source of this 2211-nucleotide messenger RNA. RefSeq names its product SPRY_PRY_C-I_1 domain-containing protein. Gene Ontology annotation, molecular function: protein binding. The transcript is spliced from 12 exons. Lineage: Eukaryota; Metazoa; Chordata; Actinopteri; Cypriniformes; Cyprinidae. The record is from RefSeq and is a predicted model, not a curated record. Bases 291 to 1577 code for a protein of 428 amino acids.
GCGAUUGUAUCUUGGUUUCUUCCACCAUAUAAACACGUUAUGGUCGAUAUCACUAGAUCCUCUACAUGUUGCUUUCGAAUUCCGCUUCGGAAUAAAACGAAUCAAAUCGCUGGUCUAGGAACAGUUUCUUACAGCAACAUUUAAACCUUAACAAGUAAAAUUUGAUUAAAUGACACCAGAUCCGCGGUUGUGGCAGCUUCUGUGCUGCUUGCUGCUUUCAAGCAUCGAGAACAGUGACAGUCAAGGAUGUGUACACAAGAGUUCAUACUGGAUUAUGCUAUACAUGAAAUAUGGAAUUUGAAUCAGCUGAAGACAAAAGCACUGGAAUUACCUCAAGUGACGUUAGUCUCCAGGAGCCACAAAUAAAGAAGAAUGCAAGAUCUUCUGCAUCAUUUCCAUUCAUCAAGCCUUAUCUGAGUGCUAAGUCACAGCAGAAUUUUGUUAAAAUAAUCAGAAGGGUCUGUUACCAGCAGUUUAGAAUAACAGCCACCAAAAGUAUUCAGCAGGAAGAUGACAUAUCUCUUGAUAAGUCAAAGCACAUCAUCAGAGAACUGGCUACUGAACUGGACAGAGUGGUACAGUCCAAGAUGUCUUUGGUGACACGAAAGAUUAAAAUGAAAGGAACCGAGGAAGAACAGGAAUAUUAUAUUUUGCAGUGGGCUGAAGAUGUGGAGAACAUACAGACAAAACAAAUGGACAAGCAAGAGAAACCGCUGCCCUCUGAGCCAUUGUCAAACAGUGAAAUGAAAUUUAAAAAAGCAAAGAAAAUCUUGUCUGAAUGGUCUUGGAAACUGAGAGAAAUGAAACAGAACUCAGUAUGUCCGAAAGGUGAAUGUGAAGAAACACUGAGGAGUCUUCACAAACAGUGGAAGCAGGGAGAGUCCAGCAUACUUCCAGUAAUGGACUGGAUGGUAUGGACUGUACUACGGUUAGAAAACUCUGAGGAUUCAGUUCCUAGACAGUGGGUGAGGAGUAAACAGAGAUCCAAAAACACAGUUGGAUUACGCAUUUCUAACAAAGUUUGGAAUUGGAUUACAAAAUCAACAGCUGAUGUAAUUCUGGAUCCAAACACAGCCAACCCAGAUCUCCUAGUCUCUGAAGAUGGAAAAAAAUUGAGAGCAAAAGAAUAUACAGGUCUUGAUUACUGGCAUGGGUAUCAGUGGAAGCAAACUAAAUUUAAUGGUUGGACGUGUGUUCAAGCUAAAGAGGGUUAUGGCACAGGUCGUCACUACUGGGAGGUAGAUGUGAGGAAGAAAUGUGAGUGGCGGGUGGGAGUUGUGAAGGAAUCAGCCCCUCGAAAUGGCUAUAUCACAAUGAACACAAAAACAGGGUACUGGAAUCUGCGCCUGCAGCUGGGAACUUUGAUGGCUUUGACUGAACCGGUCACUAAACUGGACCUGCCAACACCCUCUAAAAUAGGAGUGUAUCUGGACAUAGAAGAGGGCCACAUCUCUUUCUAUGAUGCAGAGAAAGGAAGACAUAUCUACACCUUUAACGUUGAUUUUAAAGAGACUGGAAUUAUUUACCCAGUAUUUGGCACUGUUGAGACAGACAGAGCGUUGGUGAUUUCAUUGUAAAAUAUGUGGUAAAGCACAUUUCACUUACUUCUACUUACUACUGUAGAAUAAUCCUAAACAUUUUACAUGAAGUAUUUUGCUUACUUUAGUGAGUUUUAGUGAGAAGUCCAAAUGUUACAAUAGGAGUUAUAUAUAUAAAUCUUAAGACUGUCUAGUGACUCCUUUGUUAACAAUCUUCAAAAUAACAUUUUGUAAUAUAAAUAUAUUUCCUAAUGUAAAAAAAAAAAAAAUUACAUGUAAUUUGAGAACUGUGUAACAAAGUACUUGUUAAUGGCAUUCAAAUAGUGCCAUCAUCUCCUGAUAUACAAACUCACUGAAGUGUAUAUUAAACUUAAGCCAUUCUUCAAAUGCAGUUCUUUCCAAAUUUUAAACACAAGCAUUCUGUCGCAUUAUUGUUCUGUUUGUUCACUAAAGCAGUUACAACUUAAUUUUUGUUUAUUCACUUAGUGUUUUACAACAUAAUGAGUCAAUUCACAGUACAGGUCAGCUGUCUACAAUCACAAUUAUUGCUUGUUUCUCAAUGAAGACCUUCUCUUCUGACUUCUGAAUAGCAUAUGUGAGUAAAGCUAUUAAGUUUCAGAUGCUAUAGUGCUUUGCAUUACCUUGAGAUAAGAUUAACAUGAAGAGAAUUAAA